Molecule: messenger RNA, 951 nt
Organism: Rangifer tarandus platyrhynchus (Svalbard reindeer)
Lineage: Eukaryota; Metazoa; Chordata; Mammalia; Artiodactyla; Cervidae
Source: the annotation of a GenBank genome assembly
AUGACCCAGGGAAAGCUCUCCGUGGCUAACAAGGCCCCCGGGACAGAGGGGCAGCAGCAGGCGAAUGGUGAGAAGAAAGAGACUCCGGCAGUGCCCUCGGCCCCGCCCUCCUAUGAGGAAGCCACCUCUGGGGAGGGGCUCAAAGCAGGAGCCUUCCCCCCAGCCCCCUCGGCUAUGCCUCUCCACCCCAGCUGGGCCUAUGUGGACCCUAACAGCAGCUCCAGCUAUGAGAGUGGCUUCCCCACUGGAGACCAUGAGUUCUUCACCACCUUCAGCUGGGACGACCAGAAGGUUCGCCGAGUCUUCAUCAGAAAGGUCUAUACCAUUCUGCUGAUUCAGCUGCUGGUGACCUUGGGUGUCGUGGCUCUCUUCACCUUCUGUGACCCCGUUAAGGACUAUGUCCAGGCCAACCCAGGCUGGUACUGGGCAUCCUAUGCUGUGUUUUUUGCAACCUACCUGACCCUGGCCUGCUGUUCUGGACCCAGGAGGCAUUUCCCCUGGAACCUGAUCCUCCUGACCAUCUUUACCCUGUCCAUGGCCUACCUCACUGGAAUGUUGUCCAGUUACUACAACACCACAUCUGUGCUGCUGUGCCUGAGCAUCACGGCCCUCGUCUGCCUCUCGGUCACCGUCUUCAGCUUCCAGACCAAGUUCGACUUCACGUCCUGCCAAGGUGUGCUCUUCGUGCUGCUCAUGACUCUCUUCUUCAGCGGACUCAUCCUGGCCAUCCUCCUGCCCUUCCAAUACGUGCCCUGGCUCCACGCAGUGUAUGCCGUGCUGGGAGCAGGCGUGUUUACACUGUUCCUGGCAUUUGACACCCAGUUGCUGAUGGGUAGCCGACGCCACUCACUGAGCCCCGAAGAGUAUAUUUUUGGAGCCCUCAACAUUUACCUAGACAUCAUCUAUAUCUUCACCUUCUUCCUGCAGCUUUUUGGCACCAACCGGGAAUGA